Molecule: messenger RNA, 1526 nt
Organism: Boeremia exigua
Lineage: Eukaryota; Fungi; Ascomycota; Dothideomycetes; Pleosporales; Didymellaceae
Exons: 2
Coding region: 224-1477 (417 amino acids)
Source: RefSeq, a predicted model, not a curated record
GUAAUAUUGCUGCCUGUUGGACAGUGAUGCUUGGUAUAUGACAUCUUCUUCAAGUAUAAUCCUUCUUCCCAAACCGAAUCUUGGACUUGUCGCUUGCUGAUCCAACUGGGCCAUUGCCUCAGUCCAACACAAGAUAACGGAGUCCGUCCAUACAUGGUUCCUACGACGCCAGCAACUCCGAUAACGAAGUUAGCCACGGGCGAUCUACUGAAAAACUGGCUCCAUGGGUUCAUAUACGGCCGCCGAGGCUGGCCUCUUAAAGACGAAGUUACAAACACUGAACGAUGCUCUGAUCCGGACUCCCUUUGAUGAGCACAAGCUUCUAAACUUCGAUGAGAUGUUAGAAAAGGUCACGCUUUCCACUUGUGUUGAGAGCUCCGAGGAACUUUACCUUGUCACUAAGAAAUUGUUACGGCCCGAAGAGAUUCCCAAUGUAUAUGUCAGAGCAUACACAGAGAUACUCUGCUCGCGUCACUUCACCAACGUAUACCUCCCAAGACCUCCAAUCGGAGCCAAGACCAUCGCUAACAGGUUUGCUCCUACGUUCUCCUCCAUCAACACCGCAAUACCCGCACUCGACGUUAUUUGUGAAACAUCACUCGACGAAUUGUUUCGAAAUGCAGAACAGAAUCUCAAACCCUUUCCGUUCCUCCAGCUACCAUCUGAACUUCGCCUUCAAGUAUACGACUACCUUGUACCAUAUGUGCCUUACAUUCCGACAUCCUCUCGGAAAUUUCCUAGGAGGGACGGCUCAUUACCAGAAAAUCUGAGCAUAAUGCGUACGAACAAACAGAUCUACGAGGAGGUUGACGACCACUGCUUCAACCGAAGCGUUCUCUUAAUCAAGGCCAGCAGGGUCACAACCUCCGCAGCAACACAGCACCACUUUGCAACCGACACCGAACAGGACUACGCAGAUCGAUACACAAGCCUUUCAUACUCUAGGAUCGGACGUCGAAUCACGCAGCUCGAGAUCCAGAUCCUCCCUACCGAAGAGUCUCGCAAGGAUUCACUCCGCGAUUCCUGGCAAAUGGCAGACAAAGCCUCUCUGCGACAGAUCUGCUCUUCUCUGCCCAAUCUCAAGACGAUACUCAUUUCAUACCCUAAAGUGGACCCAGACACAACUUCCCGGAUAGAAAAACUAUGGGAACGCGUCAAUCCAAACCUGAAAACAAGCCCAAAGGAUCACAACCAAAAAGUGACGCUCGAAUGGAUCCGACAUCAGCUUUGGCUGAAUCCGUGCACCCCGCCUUAUCUUUUGUGGGACUUGACUUGUUUUCCUGAGUCGGUUUCGGAUCUGGAACAUCUUAGGCGAGCCAUUUAUUCGCAGACGAUGAUGAAAGAAAGUAUCAAGCUAUCUGGACGUCUGGAUCAAGCGCACAGUGUGGCUAGCUCGAAGGCCGACUUGCAGAGGUGGACUGAUAUGAGACAAGCAGUCUUCCAAGCUUUAAACAGUAACCAAAAUCCCAAAUCUUGAUUUAUUAGGGAAGAUUCGGGGUCAGGACUAGACAAAGGAAUGAAACAAG